This is a messenger RNA of Pecten maximus, 2026 nucleotides long. RefSeq names its product 1-acyl-sn-glycerol-3-phosphate acyltransferase epsilon-like. Lineage: Eukaryota; Metazoa; Mollusca; Bivalvia; Pectinida; Pectinidae. The transcript has 10 exons. The record is from RefSeq and is a predicted model, not a curated record. Bases 286 to 1473 code for a protein of 395 amino acids. Gene Ontology annotation, cellular component: endomembrane system; mitochondrion. Gene Ontology annotation, molecular function: acyltransferase activity.
UUUAAUAUAUCAACCUGUUUACUAUAUUAUCACCUGCUGUGUCUAUACAUAUCCAUAUAUUGUUUGAUAAAAUAAUUCACGGAUUUAUUUUUAUUUGUAAGAUUUCUCAGUGACUAUGGGCUGUCGUCAUGGCCUGAAGUCUUGUUUCUAUGUGCGAAUUUUCUAGGUACAUGUAAAUGUAUACACGCCUCGGGGGUUUGCCAGCAACUUAGGAAGUCCUGGUUGUCAAACAAACUGAGGUCACUAGUCGUGAAUCACCUUCCUAAGUUAAGGGAGCAAAUCAAGAUGGACAAAACGGACAAAGAGAGACGUCCUCACUGGACAAAGAUUACUGGAUACGUUCUCAACCUUAUCAAUAACCUGAUUGCAAUGUUGUCGGUUGUAGUCUACUUGCAUUCGGUAAGAUGGGCUCUUCCAGCCGUUGUGAUGGUUGGAACAGCCCCAUUCUUCGUUGGACUAUGGGGAGGGAUACGUCUAGUGACGAGCAUCUUACCUAAAGGAUGCUACCGGAAGGCCGAUGACUUUCUGUACACUAUUUACCAACGGAUGACAAUCUUUUUCUUCUACCAUGUAUCGGGCGUCGAGCUAUUGGCAUAUGGCGACACAGAUAUUUUGAAAAAGAAAGAAAAUGCAAUUUAUCUCUGCAAUCACCAAAACACAGUUGACUGGAUGAUUGCCAAUUACGUAGCGAUACACCAGGGCUCACUGGGACAUAUACGAUAUAUCCUGAAGGAUGGACUCAGAUUCUUGCCAUUUUAUGGUCCUUACUUUAAACAGCAUGGCUGUGCAUAUGUCAAAAGAGGAGGAAAAUUUAAUCAAGAAAAAUUGAAGAAAGACAUUUCUGUCAUCAAAAUGAAAAAGGAACCGAUAUGGUUAGUCAUAUUCCCUGAGGGUACCAGAUACAAUCCAGACCUUCCCAAUGUAAUAGAGAGGAGCAGGACAUUUGCCAGAGAUCAAGGACUUAAAGAAUUACAGAAUGUGCUUUCACCCCGUACAAAAGCUGUAUACACGUGUAUAGAACAGUUAGCUGGUCACGUGGAUGUUGUGUAUGACAUCACUAUUGCCUAUAGCAACACAAAAGACAGUUCUGGUCGCCGCAAAGUAGCGCCACCUAUGACAGAUUUCCUGAUGGGUAAGGUUCCCAAGCUUCACCUGAACCUAGAGCGGAUUCCAUUAGAGAAUGUUCCUAAGGAAGAAGAUAAGCUCCACCUAUGGUUGCACAGACUCUAUGAGAAGAAGGACAAAAUGAUGACAGACUUUUACUCUGAUGAUGUCAGUGUGCACAAUGCUGGUAAAUUUCCGGGAGUAGCUAAGACUAUCACGUUUACAUAUCUCCAGACCCUACCCUCUAUGCUUUUCUUGGUCGCGGGCACUGGUCUGAUUCUUGCCAGCCCUGAAGGUCGCAUCGCCUUCGGAAAGUACUGCUUGUUUGGAACCCUAGCAGGCUGGGUGUGGAUGGCCUUCCGAUCAUGAUGUGGUGUUAUUUAUGAUUGUUCCAAUGUGCUGUAAAACUUUGUCAAAUUUUGUGCCAAUUUGUAGUCCUUUCGAGUCCUUAUUUGUUGAUGUAGACCCUUCAAGAGGAGGUGUUUAAAACUUAAAAUCAGCACAGUAGUUCAUUAAUUAUGCUUCAACUGCGGAGGAUUUUGAGGGUAAGAUAAGACUGUCAAUAGUUCAAUACAAAAUGUAUGUCAUUUGAGUUGUACUCGAUCAAUACUGGGAACAAGAUUUUUUAGUACAUUUACCACAUCUUUUUGCUUCUUGUCUUUCAGAUUUUUGACUAAAAUAUAUUUAAACAGUUAUUUAUCAUGUGUUUCAUUGAUGUAUAGUACUAAGUAUUAAGAUUAUAUUUUACAAUCAUUUCAUUUGACUAAAUUAAGCAUGAUGUAAACAUAUAUACAAAUGCAUUAUAGCGUACUUGUGUAAUUCACAAAUACAGGAAAUAUGUACAUUCUUGUAACUGAUUUAUGUAAUACAAGUAUUAGUGUUAUGUUAUAAACUAUUGUAGCAUGUAAUACAAGUAGUUGUA